Molecule: messenger RNA, 1540 nt
Organism: Macadamia integrifolia
Lineage: Eukaryota; Viridiplantae; Streptophyta; Magnoliopsida; Proteales; Proteaceae
Product: protein disulfide isomerase-like 2-3
Exons: 11
Coding region: 1-1449 (482 amino acids)
Biological process (GO): response to endoplasmic reticulum stress
Cellular component (GO): endoplasmic reticulum lumen
Molecular function (GO): protein-disulfide reductase activity; protein disulfide isomerase activity
Source: RefSeq, a predicted model, not a curated record
AUGAGAAGAGCUUCUAUUUGUCCAUCUGUAGAAAGUAAGAACAGGGGACCAGUCAUAAAUAGCAAUUCAGGGAAUCAGGAUUGUGCGAGAGAUUGCCAGGUCAAUCCAUUUAUUAUUGCACAUGAUGGUGGUGGUGGUGGUGGUGGUGCGUUCACGCUUGUGCUUGGAUCGCUCCUCUUAUUAUUUCUUCAACUCGGAGCUAAUGUAGGUGCACUCUACGGGCCCUCAUCUCCUGUGGUUCAACUUAAUCCAUCGAACUUCAAGUCCAAGGUUUUAAAUUCAAAUGGACUUGUACUUGUUGAGUUCUUUGCGCCAUGGUGUGGUCAUUGUCAAGCUCUGACGCCUAUAUGGGAGAAGACAGCCACUGUGUUGAAGGGUGUUGCUACUGUGGUAGCUCUUGAUGCUGAUACACACAAGUCUCUUGCUCAGGAGUAUGGAAUUAGAGGGUUUCCAACCAUAAAGGUGUUUGCACCUGGAAAGCCUCCAGCAGAUUACCAAGGAGCGAGGGAUGUCAAACCCAUAGCAGAAUUUGCACUCCAGCAGGUUCGUUGUAGGUCUUUUGAAAGAUUAAAUGGAAAGGCAGCAGGAGGAUCAAGUGAGAAAUCUGAACCUAGUGCAUCAGUAGAACUGACUUCUCGUAAUUUUGAUGAAAUGGUACUUAAAAGUAAAGAUCUUUGGAUCGUUGAGUUCUUUGCACCGUGGUGUGGACACUGUAAGAUGCUGGCACCAGAGUUGAAGAAAGCUGCAAACAACUUGAAGGGGAAGGUGAAGCUGGGUCACGUGGAUUGUGAUUCAGAAAAGUCUCUGAUGAGCAGGUUUAAUGUAGAAGGAUUCCCCCCCAUCAUGGUUUUUGGGGCUGACAAAGACAGCCCCUUCCCGUAUGAAGGUGCACGAGCUGCGUCAGCUAUUGAAACAUUUGCAUUAGAACAGCUAGAGACGAAUGUAGCACCUCCUGAAGUGACUGAGCUGACUGGCCCUCUAAGAAAUGAUGUGAUGGAAGAGAGAUGCAGCUCAGCUGCCAUCUGUUUUGUUGCUUUUGUUCCUGACAUUUUGGACUCCAAGGCAGAGGGGAGGAACAAGUACCUUGAGCUCUUGUUAUCAGUUGCAGAGAAAUUCAAAAGAAGUCCUUACAGCUUUGUUUGGGCAGCUGCUGGUAAGCAACCAGAUCUAGAGAAGCAAGUAGGUGUUGGUGGCUAUGGUUUCCCAACUUUGGUAGCUCUUAAUGUGAAGAAACGCGCUUUUGCCCCUCUCAGGAGUGCUUUUCAGCUUGACCAAAUAACGGAGUUUGUAAGGGAAGCUGGGCAUGGUGGUAAGGGAACUCUACCUCUUGAGAAUGCCCCUGUGGUCGCAACGACUGAAGCUUGGGAUGGUAAAGAUGGUGAAAUACUUGAAGAAGAUGAGUUUUCACUUGAGGAGCUCAUGGGGGAGGACAACGAUGAAGAUAUGUGAACUGUACAGAGAAGAUAAGGGAAUGAGAGGGAAAACAUGGAGAAAAAGAAAGAUGUAGGCUAUGUUUGAUUGUACGGGAAAUUAAAGUAAA